AUGGGCUCGGCUGGGACGGACUGGGCCGUGCUGGGCCGGGGCGCGUCGGGCUGGGGCUGGGCAGGGCUGGGCUGGGCUGGGCUAGGCUGGGCUGGGCUGUGCCGGGCUGGGCUGGCCUGGGCUAAACUGAGCCGGGCUGUGCUGGGCUUGGCUGGGCUGGAUUCGGCUGGGCUGGGUUGGGCUGUGCUGGGCUGGCCUGGGCUGGGCUGGGCUGGGUUGGGCUGGGCUGGGCUGGGAUGGGCAGGGCUGGGCUGGGCUGGGCUGGGUUUGGCUGGGCUGGGCUGGGAUGGGCUGGGCUGGGCUGGGCUGGGCUGGGUUGGGCUGGGCUGGGCUGGGCUGGGCUUGUCUGGGCUGGGAUGGUGGCUAGGCUGGGCUCUGCUGGACUGGGCUGGGCUGGGCUGGGCUGGGCUGGGCUGGGCUGGGCUGGGCUGGGCUGUGCUGGGCUGGGCUGGGCUGGGCUGUGCUGGGCUGCGCUUGGCUGUGCUGGGCUGCGGUGGGCUGGGGUGGGCUCUGCUGGACAGGGCUGGGCUGCGCUGGGCAGGGCUGUGCUGGGCUGGGCUGGGCUGGGCUAGGCUGGGAUGUGUUGGGCUCGGCUGCGGUGGGCUGGGAUGGGCUGGGCUGUGCUGGGCUCGGCUGUGGUGGGCUAGGCUGGGCUCUGCUGGACUGGGCUGGCUUAUCUUAGGCUGGGCUGGGCUGCGCUGUGCUGUGCUGGGCUGGGCUGGGCUGGGCUGGGCUGGACUUGGCUGUGCCGAGCUGGGCUGGGGUGGGCUGGGAUGGGUUGUGCUGUACUGGGAUGGUCUGGACUGGGCUCUGCUGGACUGGGCUGGGCUGGGCUGUGCUGGGCUGGGCUGGGCUGGGCUGGGCGCGGCUGGCCUGGGCUGCGCUGGGCUUGGCUGGGCUGGGCUGGGCUGGGCUGGGCUGAGCUGGGCUAAGCUGGGCUGCGUUGGGCUUGGCUGGGCUGGGAUGGGCUGGGCUGGGCUGGGCUUGGCUGGGCUGUGCUGGGCUGCGCUGGGCUGGGCUGGGCAGGGCUGGGCUGUGCUGGGCUGGGCUGGGCUGGGCUGGGCUGCGCUGGGCUGCGCUGGGCUGGGCUGGGCUGGACUGGGCUGGGCUGGGCAGGGCUGGAAUGGGCUGGCCUGGGCUGUGCUAAGCUGGGCUGGGCUGGGCUGGGCUGGGCUGUGGUGGGCUGGGGUGGUCUCUGCUGGACAGGGCUGGGCUGCGCUGGGCUAG
Molecule: messenger RNA, 1227 nt
Organism: Schistocerca cancellata (South American locust)
Lineage: Eukaryota; Metazoa; Arthropoda; Insecta; Orthoptera; Acrididae
Product: spidroin-1-like
Exons: 4
Coding region: 1-1227 (408 amino acids)
Source: RefSeq, a predicted model, not a curated record